AUGGUAGCAUUGAAAUCCCACCACCGCAACAUCUCAUCUGGUUCAUCAUCAUUUCUACUCUAUGCUCUACUUUUCGCAACCACAACACUAACGUUCCUACUUCCAUCCUCUCUUUUUGAUUUAUAUUCAACACAUCAAUUUUCAGUUCAGGCCGAAAGUAUUCCGAGCUACUAUUCAAAACGAUAUGUUUUUGGACAAGAUGUAGCCAUUAAAUCCAGGAAAUUAUCAUCCUAUCAUAAUGUUCCAUAUGAAUUUCACUCGUUACCAUUCUGUCGACCUAAGGAAGUCAAACAUUCUGUGGAGAGUUUUGGAGACUACAUGUUGGGAGAUAGAUUUGAAAAUACAAUUUAUCAUUUUCCUUUAUUGCAAAAUGUGGGAUGUGCUCGAAUUUUUCCAUCCAUGAAUGACCAAAACACAAUUAUUUGCCCAACCUUUGACAAGAGUGUUGCACUUGAUUUUAUGUCUAAAAUUCAAGACGACUAUCACAUUCAAUUCACAGUGGAUAAUCUUCCAAUUGCAUAUCUUUAUGACAAUAGAACACGAUGUGGAGAUCCACCACUCAGUGAUAUCAAACAACUUUCAAAGGAAACUACCAAAUACUCAAGAGCUGACGGAUUUCCGCUUGGCUGUGUGUAUUAUCCAGAAUCUUUGAGAAAUGCUCCACAGUCACAAAAGGACAAAAAAGCUCAAUAUUUUGUGAAUAAUCAUUUCUCAUUCCUUUUCAAGUACAACAAGAAGGUAGUGAAAGGUUCGGAUUUGUAUUUCAUUGUGGGAGCUGAAGUUUAUCCCUCAAGUAUAAGACAUGAGCCCUCUCAAUUCACAUGUGACGUCACAAAUCCUGAGAAAUACCGAAUUGAUGAAGCUACAACUUCCAUUCCUUUUUCAUAUUCUGUAACAUGGAUGGAAACAGACUUGGAAUAUCCGAAUAGAUGGGAUGCUUAUUUAAAAACUGAUUAUGAUCAAGAUAUAGAAGAUUAUGACAUUCAUCAUUAUUCUCUAAUUAAUAGUUCCAUGACUGUGCUGUUCUUGACAGGAAUUAUUGCCGUGACUAUGUACAAAAUUUUGAAAAAAGAUUUGGAUAAUUCAAAACUCGAUGAAGAUAUUGAGUCUGAUCCUUCUCUUCUCCAAGAACAAGAAACAGGAUGGAAAUUAUUAUCUGGUGAUGUUUUUAGAAUUCCUCCAUAUCCUGGUCUUCUUUCAGUCAUGGUUGGAUCUGGAUUGCAAUUCGUAGUCAUGUUCACAGUGUCUCUCAUUUUGACCUUAUUUGGAUUUACAUCUCCAGAGAGUAGAGGAAGAGUUGUCGCUGCUUUCAUUCUUUGUUAUUUAUUUACGUCUGCUGUGGCUGGAUUCUGGGCACUCAAAAUUUACAAACUACUCUCUGGGACUAAUCUUAUGAUGGUUUCUGUUGGAGUUGCUUUAUUUGUGCCAACCAUAGUUACCAUUAUUUAUGGAACAUUGAAUACCAUCAUGUGGAUGAUUCAAUCCUCGAUGGCUCAACCAUUCUUCUCUAUUUUUACAAUCUACUCCGUUUGGUUUGUGAUAUCCGUUCCGUUAGUAUUCUUAGGAGCCAUGAUUGCAAACAGAUCAUCCACCAAAGAUACCCUGUCACCAACUUCAACACCCAAAGUAUAUCCAACUCCAAGAAAUAUUCCACCUCUUCCUCUUCCAUUGAGAUUUCCUUACAAUUAUCUCAUUGCUGGAAUUUUACCAUUUACUGCAUUCUUUGUGGAAUUUUAUUUUCUAAUUUCCUCAAUUUGGCUUCAACAGCAUUACUUUUUAUUUGAAUUUCUUUUUACAGUAUUUUUGAUAUUAAUAGUGACAAGCGCAGAGACAACCAUUGUUUUCAUUUACUUUCAAUUGUGUCAUGAGGAUUAUCGUUGGUGGUGGAAUUCAUUCUUUUAUAGCUCUACUAGCGCAUGUUACCUUUUCAUUGCUGGACUUUUCUAUUAUAAUUCUCAAUUGGGUUCCCCUCACUUUUACAUGACCAUUCUCUAUUUUGGAUAUCUACUCAUCUUGUGUUUCUUGAUCAUGUUAUUGACUGGCUCUGUUGGAUUUCUUGCAACCUUUUAUUUUGUGAGAAAGAUUUAUAGUAUGACCAAAGUGGAUUAA
Naegleria fowleri is the source of this 2109-nucleotide messenger RNA. RefSeq lists its product as uncharacterized. NCBI's taxonomy places the organism in Eukaryota, Heterolobosea, Eutetramitea, Acrasida, Naegleriidae. The transcript has 3 exons. Gene Ontology annotation, biological process: protein localization to membrane. Bases 1 to 2109 code for a protein of 702 amino acids. The record is from RefSeq and is a predicted model, not a curated record. Gene Ontology annotation, cellular component: membrane.